CAUUACUCUAUUAUUUUCCUUUUCCCUCCCCCGAAGUCUGGACAAAAGAAGAGGAAGACGAUUAGUGAACGACUCCGCCGCCGCCGGGCAAAGCUUUAACUUUCAUAUACAGGUAAAUCAAGCUUCCGGGAUCCCUUAGAAAUGGCGAUAACACUGAACAACGGGUUCAAGAUGCCGAUCAUCGGCCUCGGAGUUUGGCGCAUGGACAGCAAAGACAUCAAAACCCUCCUCAUCAACGCUAUCAAGUUGGGUUACCGCCACUUCGACUGUGCUGCUGAUUACAGGAAUGAAGCAGAAGUUGGUGAAGCACUUGCAGAAGCAUUGCAGACAGGGCUUGUUAAGAGGGAGGAUCUGUUCAUUACUACAAAGCUUUGGAAUUCAGAUCAUGGUCAUGUUGUAGAAGCCUGUAAGGACAGUUUGAGGAAACUUCAGCUGGAUUAUCUUGAUCUAUACCUUGUUCACUUCCCCAUAGCCACAAGGCAUACUGGAGUGGGUACAACUGACAGUGCUUUGGGUGAUGAUGGUGUACUGGAUAUAGACACAACAAUAUCCUUGGAAACUACCUGGCAUGCUAUGGAAAGUCUGGUUUCAACGGGUUUAGUUCGCAGCAUAGGAAUCAGCAACUACGAUAUUUUCCUAACUAGAGACUGCUUGGCUUAUGCCAAAGUAAAGCCAGCCGUGAACCAGAUUGAAACACACCCUUACUUCCAGCGUGAUUCGCUCGUCAAAUUCUGCCAGAAGCAUGGAAUCUGUGUCACAGCUCACACACCUCUUGGUGGCGCCGUGGCUAACACCGAGUGGUUUGGUUCCGUCUCUUGUUUCGAUGAUCCCGUUCUCAAAGGCCUGGCUGAGAAAUAUAAAAAGAGUGUGGCUCAGGUAGUUCUGCGCUGGGGAAUCCAACGGAAAACGGUAGUGAUCCCGAAGACAUCAAAACUCGAAAGAUUGCCAGAGAAUAUCCAAGUCUUCGACUUUGAGUUGAGCAAGGAGGACAUGGACCUGAUCAGAAGCCUUGACCGGAGCUGUCGGACCAAUCAACCGGCAAAAUUCUGGGGCAUAGAUCUAUUUGCUUAACUGUGGAUUAUGAAAGGGAGAGGUCCAUCACGUUUGGAGAAUAAAGUGAACACUGAUGCCAUUGGUUUUUGACAGUGUGGCCAUUUCGAAGACAUGAUGUGAUCAGCUAAAUCUUCUUGUGUUUUAGUUGGUUUUGGUUCUGGUUUUCAUGAUGGCCAAACAUACAGAUUAAUUGCUGAAUUGCUAGAUUUAGGUUGCGUUUUCUUUACUAUUUUUAAGUCA
This is a messenger RNA of Diospyros lotus (date-plum), 1293 nucleotides long. Its product is annotated as NADP-dependent D-sorbitol-6-phosphate dehydrogenase-like. Gene Ontology annotation, molecular function: aldose-6-phosphate reductase (NADPH) activity. The coding region runs from base 142 to 1071 and encodes 309 amino acids. Lineage: Eukaryota; Viridiplantae; Streptophyta; Magnoliopsida; Ericales; Ebenaceae. The transcript has 6 exons. The record is from RefSeq and is a predicted model, not a curated record.